This is a messenger RNA of Malania oleifera, 420 nucleotides long. RefSeq lists its product as uncharacterized. The transcript has a single exon. Bases 1 to 420 code for a protein of 139 amino acids. The record is from RefSeq and is a predicted model, not a curated record. Lineage: Eukaryota; Viridiplantae; Streptophyta; Magnoliopsida; Santalales; Ximeniaceae.
AUGGGAUGCUCCAUUAAUCAAUUCACCAGGUUGAAGCCUUCGAUGUUCGUAGGAAGUGUAGAUCUAGUUCAUGCUGAGAAUUGGAUCCAGGAGCUCAAGAAAAUCCUGGAUGUUUUAAACUACACAGAGAAGCAGAAAGUAACCUUUGCAACAUUCAAGUUGUUAGGGGAGGUAGAGAGAUGGUGGGUGUCAGUUAAGAAAAUGGAGGAACACCAAUCGAUACCAGUAGCAAUGAUGUUGUCCCGUUUCAGAGAUCUAUUCUUUGCACGGUACUUUCUGGCUAUGGUCAGAAAUGCGAAGAUGGAGAAAUUUAUGAACUUGUCUCAGGAGUCGCUGUCGGUGCAGCAGUACGCUGCCAAAUUCCAGGAGCUAUCCCGAUUUUCUCCAUUCAUGAUACCAGAUGAAGCGAGGAAGGCCUAA